AUGGAAAUCGAUCAUAAACCAUUAGAGAAAAGACAAGCUUCGGCUAUGAGUGAUAGCAUAUGUCAAUUAGUGCUCAAGGGUUAUCAACCAACUGGACAAUUAUUAUGCUGUGAGGCAGGUAAUGCCUGUCUGGGUAAUGCACCCAUUUGUUCUUCCACUAGUAGAAUGGUACAAUGUUGGAAUAUUAAUCAAUUAGGUUCUUGUAAGAGAAAGGAUACUUUGGCCAAGACAGUUUGUCAAUAUCAGGAUGGUAUUUAUUGUCUCAAGGGAGAAACUGACGAACUGUAUGAUCGUGGCAAAUUAGCAUGGAGUGCAAUAGAUUUGGUAUUAAAUCGUAAUAUUUAUUCCUAUUCAUUUAAUGGCUUUACUAUGAAUUAUGGUAAUUUUCCAAACCCCAUCCUUAAUCCAAACCCAAAAGAAAACUUGGUCUGCUCUGACGCCAUGGCUUCGGGAAUAUGUCAAAUUCAGGGCGAUUUUGGGUAUAAAACUUUUAACUAUCAAGUGGAAGUAUGCAAUGGUUUGAUAGACAUCAUAAAUUCUCCUCCAAAAAUAGCAAAAGCUAUUACUACCAUUACUGAGCAAGUUACGACCACCUUACCUCCGGAAACUAUUACUACUACCUCCACUAAACUCACUACGUCCAUUUUAACUCCAGAAACUAAAACUACUACAGUAACAGCAGCAGCGCCUAUUUCUCUCGGCAGUAGUGGUUUAUCGAAUUAUUCAGAGAUAUCUUUUCUACCGCUUGUAAUAUUACUAGUUACUAUUUUAGUAAAUACGAUCGUGAUGAAAUUAAGAAUUUAA
Rhizophagus irregularis DAOM 181602=DAOM 197198 is the source of this 804-nucleotide messenger RNA. RefSeq lists its product as uncharacterized. The record is from RefSeq and is a predicted model, not a curated record. NCBI's taxonomy places the organism in Eukaryota, Fungi, Glomeromycota, Glomeromycetes, Glomerales, Glomeraceae.